Messenger RNA from Xyrauchen texanus (razorback sucker), 1719 nucleotides. RefSeq lists its product as uncharacterized. The transcript has 6 exons. The record is from RefSeq and is a predicted model, not a curated record. Bases 33 to 674 code for a protein of 213 amino acids. Lineage: Eukaryota; Metazoa; Chordata; Actinopteri; Cypriniformes; Catostomidae.
UUUGUAAAUGGCCUAACUACAAACUCGAUGCCAUGUUGAAGGCCAUCAAGAACUGUGAGAUGCCUAAGGAGACCUGGACAAGUUUUGACAUCAGGGUUCUUUACAAAGCAAAUAGUUUUAGUGAGGCAAGGUUGAAACUUCGCCGGGCAGAAGAUGACACAGACCUCCAAUCAGAAGCAGAGGAGGGGAGGCCAGAAAAAAGAAAAACCAGACCAAACAAGCGCUUCCUCUCGAGUCAGGAGGAGUCUGAUGAGGAGCCUGUGAAGCGCAAACCAGUCCUCCCUAAGGUGCCCUCCAUUCCACCUCUGCCGUCACUGUUGCGUGACGCCAUUUCCUCAUCAGAUGAAAUAUCUCUGCCAGCUAGUCAACUUGCCUCUCUGCAGCCGAUUCACACCCUUGGAACUCCUGAGCCAUCCUACCAUCUUCCCUCUCAGCCGUCUCGCCACCAUGGACCUCCUGAGCCAUCCUACCAUCUUCCCUCUCAGCCGUCUCGCCACCAUGGACCUCCUGAGCCAUCCUACCAUCUUCCCUCUCAGCCGUCUCGCCACCAUGGGACGCCUGAGCCAUCCUACCAUCUUUCCCCUCAGCCGUCUCGCCACCAUGGACCGCCUGAGCCAUUCCAUCUUGCCCCUCAUGCUGCUUCUGAGAUGGACCUGCAGUCUGCAUUACUAUGAGAGAUCAUUGCCAAGCAGGAGGUGAUGUGUGAUAUGCAAAGAAAUCUGCUGCGGAUUGUUCAGGAUCUCCAUUCUACACCUACACCACAUGGACACCACAUGGACGGAAGUUUUCUGCCGUUGAGGGAUGCUGAGGCUCUUUUGUCGCUGGACCGCGACAUUAAGACAAAGCCAGAGAAGAGAAAGGACUUGGUGCUGACACUGGGCCUUGCUGGGGGCGUGAACCUCAAGGACACUGUGUGGAGGGUCAUGAAGAUGCUUAUUCAGAACGACUUGGCCUGCAAAAUGAAUUGGACAGGCCUCCAUGGCAAAACAUCAUUCCAGGGCCUAGAAGUCAAGAAUGUUGUUACAGAAGCCAUUCGGAGAAAUCCUGGAUGCAGAGAAUCCACGAACCAGGAGGUGGAGCAAUGGUUGAGGCGUUGGUUGUAUUUGGCUGGCGAUCGAGAGGGGGGAAGGAGGAGGAGAAGCACAGUCCUCCACCAUCAGCCACCCACCAACACAUAACGUCAGCCACCCACCAACACACAACGUCAGGCACACACCAACACACAACGUCAGGCACACACCAGCACACAACGUCAGCCACCCACCAGUACAUAACGUCAGGCACCCACCAACACACAACGUCAGCCACCCACCAACACAUAACGUCAGGCACACACCAACACAUAACGUCAGCCACCCACCAACACAUAACGUCAGCCACCCACCAACACACAACGUCAGGCACACACCAACACACAGCGUCAGCCACACACCAACACACAGCGUCAGCCACACACCAACACACAACGUCAGCCACCCACCAACACACGUCAGGCGCACACACCAACACAACGUCAGCCACCCACCAACAUAUAAUGUCAGGCACACACCAACACACAACGUCAGGCACACACCAACACACAACGUCAGGCACCCACCAACACACAACAUCAGGCGCACACACACACCAACACACAACGUCGUCAGGCACACACACACCAACACACAACGUCGUCAGGCGCACACAUACAUUCCACUUUGGCCCGUUUCUGGCCAUACA